Messenger RNA from Penicillium arizonense, 1176 nucleotides. Its product is annotated as metallophosphatase domain-containing protein. The transcript is spliced from 2 exons. Gene Ontology annotation, molecular function: hydrolase activity. Lineage: Eukaryota; Fungi; Ascomycota; Eurotiomycetes; Eurotiales; Aspergillaceae. Bases 1 to 1176 code for a protein of 391 amino acids. The record is from RefSeq and is a predicted model, not a curated record.
AUGCUUCGAAAGACACGAUUUGUUUGCGUCUCUGAUACACACGGCUAUACACCAUCCGAAGCAGGCUUCAAGCUCCCAGCAGGGGACGUUUUGAUCCAUGCAGGCGACUUGACUAACAAUGGAAGCCUAAGAGAGCUCCGCAAGACGAUGGAUUGGAUAUGCAAUGCCGACUUUGAAAUCAAGAUCAUAGUUGCUGGCAAUCACGAUGUUACUUUGGACCCAACAUUCUAUGCAGAACACGGACGCAGCUUUCACAGCCAGUCCAUCGAAGACCCGCAGCAAUGCCUAAAACUCAUCUCGGAGUCGCCUUCAGUAGUCCUACUUCAACACGAGUCGGCCGUGAUUCGCUUAACGCGAGCAGGCGGUCCAAACACGAUCUUCAAAGUCUUCGGGUCCCCGUACUCCCAAUUCAAAGGAAACUGGGCAUUCGGAUACGACUCAAGUGAUGCAACAAGGCUAUGGGGUCAGAUACCACUCGACACGGACGUUGUCGUCACACAUACGCCACCACAAUCUCACUGCGACCAGAAACCAAAUGGAACAUCCGUUGGGUGUUCAGCACUUCGCAAGACAUUGAGCCUCAUCAGGCCGCACUUAGCCAUAUGCGGUCAUGUGCAUGAAGGACGAGGAUACGAAAGAGUCCACUGGCAGGCCGCGCUUACAGAUACAGAACAAGAUAUAGAAACAGAGACACAGACAGCGACCAACGCAGUUGACCAUGUCACUCGGGGCCAGUUGCCGCCCAUGGACAGCAAGAAACAAAGCCUGAUCGACUUAACCAGCAAACGGAACGAACGACUAGCCAACGAGGGAUUUUCGUGGCCCGGUCACGGUCACGGCCAUCCACAUCCAGCACAUGAGAUAUCAAACGAUGAAACGAUGUCAUCAGCCUCGCCGAAGUUAUCAGCAGGCGCCGAUCCUGAAAAGGCAAGUCCACGAAAUUCGCCGAACGCUCCGUCCCUGAGCGCGAGUAGCCCCAGCCCCAGUCUCAGAACCAGCACCAGCGGCACGAUCGGCCGUUUAGAUCACGCCUUGCGAACGCUCCGAAUGGAGACUUGCAUUGUCAAUGCGGCCGUCGUGGCCACCAGUUUCCCGCAUCGCGGAGGCAAACGUUUCAAUUCGCCCAUCGUUGUUGACCUCGAGCUUCCCGUGUGGCAAGACUCGGCCAACGGGUGA